AUGCCGAACCUGGUUGCAUUACCACAGGUCCGCGAGAAGGCCACGUUGGGGCCUGUGACUCCGUUGUGCCAUAGCGUCCAGAAGACUCCUGUUCUGAGACAUAGCUAUGCCGAAUAUGGUCUUGGCAAGUCGAUAGUGCCGUCGGGUUUGAAGAGGAGUCGCUCCAGGAGCGUUUGUGUGCUUGAUGUCCAACUCUGGAUGUCCGAGUCGAUGCUAAUCGGCUGCUUGUCCGAUGUGGUGACCACAUGA
This is a messenger RNA of Pyricularia pennisetigena, 249 nucleotides long. RefSeq lists its product as uncharacterized. The transcript is spliced from 2 exons. The record is from RefSeq and is a predicted model, not a curated record. Lineage: Eukaryota; Fungi; Ascomycota; Sordariomycetes; Magnaporthales; Pyriculariaceae. The coding region runs from base 1 to 249 and encodes 82 amino acids.